GCUUUCGGCAAGAACAAACCACCACCGCGGGCACCAUGGACGAAGACAAGAGCGAGAAAAAUGAAAAAACCGAAGACGAGAUCACCCUCAAGCCCAAGAUGACCCUGGUCAACGGGAUCACGGUCAUCGUUGGAAGUAUUAUCGGAUCUGGGAUUUUUGUUUCUCCUUCCGGAGUUUUGAAGCACACCGGUAGUGUUAAUGUUUCCCUCGUGGUUUGGACCGUUUCCGGAAUAUUUUCUAUGGUUGGUGCUUAUUGCUAUGCAGAACUAGGCACCAUGAUAAGAAAAAGUGGCGCCGACUACGCCUAUAUCAUGGAGACAUUCGGGCCCUUCGUCGCCUUCAUCCGGCUCUGGAUUGAGUGCAUGAUAGUCCGGCCCUGCUCGCAGGCCAUCGUUGCUCUUACCUUCAGCCAAUACGUGAUGAAACCGUUUUUUCCUGAAUGUGAACCCCCAGAUGACGCGGCCAGACUGCUUGCUGUCUGGUGCAUAUGUGUUUUAACUUUUGUAAACUGCUAUGAUGUAAAAUUGGCAACAUGGGUCCAAGACGUUUUUACCUACGCCAAAUUAUUGGCAUUAUUUAUCAUCAUUGGAGCUGGAAUUUACCAACUAGGACAGGGUCACACGGAGCACUUUUCAUUCAUCAACACAAAGAGUGAAGUUACAUCUCUGGCUUUAUCAUUCUAUUCCGGCCUGUUCGCCUACAAUGGCUGGAAUUACCUAAACUUUAUCAUUGAGGAACUGAAAGAUCCCGUAAGAAAUUUGCCAUUGGCCAUCGCAAUAUCCUGCACUCUGGUCACAAUAGUCUACGUCCUUACAAACGUGGCAUUUUACACCACCCUUUCGCCAGUUGAAAUUUUGGGAUCCAAGGCCGUUGCCGUAACGUUCGCCAACAGGUUGUUUGGCCCAUUUGCCUGGGUCAUUCCUGUUUUCGUUGCUUUAUCCACGUUUGGCGCAGUCAAUGGAAUCCUACUCACAUCUUCUAGAUUGUUUUAUUCUGGAGCUUUAAAUGGACAAAUGCCCGAAUUGUUGACCAUGAUACAAGCUCAGAGAUUGACGCCUGCACCUUCGGUAUUAGCAAUGGCCUUCCUCUCCAUGUUAUACCUAACAGUAUCUGAUAUUGAUGCAUUAAUAAACUACGUUGGAUUUGCCACUUGGUUAAGUAUAGGAGUUGCUGUGUUCUGCCUUCCGUGGCUCAGAUGGAAACAACCAGACCUGGAAAGACCCAUCAGGGUCAACCUAUUCUGGCCCAUCCUUUACUUACUUUGCACCGUCUUCGUGACCGUCGUACCAAUGGUGGCCAGUCCAGUUGAAACCGGAUUCGGCUUCCUUAUGAUCCUCUCCUCGAUCCCAGUCUACUUCGCGUUUAUCCACUGGAAAAAUAAACCCCAAUGGUUUGUCAAAGGCCUCAACGACGUCACGACGUUCCUGCAAAAGCUACUAAUGGUUGUUGGAAAAGCAAAAACUGCGAAAUUAUAAACAUAUCCGCAAAGGUUUGGAAUUGUCACUGCCUAUUGUAAAAGGAAGUUGUAUAAAGUUUAAACAUUUUUAACCAAAGAGCCUCAUUUUUAAGUAUGUGUAUAGGUGUACAGAAAUGAGAGAGGGUAGUUUUCUUUUACAAUAGUUAUGUCUAAGCCUACAUCGACAAUAAUUGUUUGUAUGCAUUAUUUAUCCAAUGUAUGUUUAAAAAAUAAAGAAUAUUAAAAAAAU
Molecule: messenger RNA, 1706 nt
Organism: Brassicogethes aeneus
Lineage: Eukaryota; Metazoa; Arthropoda; Insecta; Coleoptera; Nitidulidae
Source: the annotation of a GenBank genome assembly